UUUGUUUCCAAAAAAUCAAUUAUAGUUUCAAAGACGACAACUGAGCUGAACCUGAAGUGGUCGGACAUAUCACCCGUGAAACUGUACGACAAACUAAAAUUACCCCAAUUUCUCAUCACUAAUGUCAGCACAAGUCUGUGUAAAGAGACGUUUCACAUCGGUGAAUACAGUUGUCUUAAGGCCGAGUUCUACCUCCAGAGAGCACUGGGAUAUCAUUUGGUGCAGUCAUACCUCCCGACUAUACUCAUAGUAGUCAUCUCAUGGGUCAGCUUCUGGCUGGACGUGGAGGCCAUACCCGCCCGCAUCACCUUAGGGGUUACGACCCUACUCACCAUCUCGUCCAAAGGGGCUGGUAUUCAGAGUAAUUUGCCGCCCGUUUCGUACGCCAAGGCUAUAGACGUAUGGAUGGGCGCCUGUACUACCUUUGUAUUCGCGGCACUACUCGAGUUCACCUUGGUCAACUAUUUAUGGCGUAUCAGUAGUACUAAACCCAAUACCGACUGUCCACGUAGGAAAGGGAUUGAGGCCCAGGAGUGCAACAAAAAACCGUUUUGUAUUAUCUCGGAUGGGAACGGGAUUCCGGAUUAUCAGACAUCGGGUGCAGACAUUGGUUCCCGGACUUCGGGAACACCCGAACGGAUAGACAUCAUAAGUCGUGUGAUGUUUCCGAUGAUUUUUCUGGUGUUUAACCUAAUCUAUUGGCCCUAUUAUCUCAUACUCAUUGCACCAUAA
Oppiella nova is the source of this 732-nucleotide messenger RNA. The record is from the annotation of a GenBank genome assembly. Lineage: Eukaryota; Metazoa; Arthropoda; Arachnida; Sarcoptiformes; Oppiidae.